This is a messenger RNA of Penaeus chinensis, 1002 nucleotides long. RefSeq lists its product as uncharacterized. NCBI's taxonomy places the organism in Eukaryota, Metazoa, Arthropoda, Malacostraca, Decapoda, Penaeidae. The transcript is spliced from 5 exons. Bases 21 to 809 code for a protein of 262 amino acids. The record is from RefSeq and is a predicted model, not a curated record.
AGUUAGCGAAGGUAAAACAUAUGCCAUUGGGUCGGAGUGAAUUAAGAGUGAGCUUUCGUGUUACACUGAAGAUGUUAUUUUUUGUGGUACUUGUGGUAAUGUCGGGCUAUGCGUCUGGUUAUUCAGUCGUCACAGAUAAAGACACCGGUAUCAAAAUCCCCCUUCCGGAUAGUAAUCGCUGGUCGCGAAUACUCUUGGCGACGACAACGAAUGACACGCAAGCUAAUAUCACCUUCCAUGUUGAGGGCUACGAACUCCUCACCGAAUCAGCUAGCCCGGUGGAACCCUGGGCUUGGCACAUCUGUGAUAUCUUCCAACCGAGCGACCAGGAGGAGGGCUAUGUGGUGGCACCUCUUUUUAGUAUUGGAUACAAAUUUACUGAAAGAAUCCUCCAGUUAUCUUUGGUGAGCAAUGCCAGCGUCACCUGGGUUUUGUGCACAGACACCUAUACGUGCGACUUGGUGUCCCUUGAGCAGGAGGAAGAAACGGAGAUAGAGGAGCAGGUGGAGCAGGUGGAGCAGACAGGAGCUACAGGUGUCGCCACAGCUACGAACAACACCGUCCUGAUUGCAAUUUGUGUGAUCCUUGCUCUGUUGUCUUUAGUACUUUCUCUUUACAUAUGCUGGACGAAACAUCGUUGGGAGAAGACAUGCCAAAAACCACAACUAGAAAAAACAGCGACAUCCCCUCCUGCAGAAGGCAACAUGUACAUUCCCGGGCCGGGUCGAGGAGAAGCUCCUGCCACGACCUCGAGCUCGAACUCAGAACACAACAGCGAGAACAGCCUAUACAACGUGAUUACAAAAUGACGGCCACUAAGUGUUCUCUGGAUCUCUUAGUAUUUCUUUUAGCUUUAGAGUCUUUGCAGCGCUCUUGGUAACAAUCAUCCAUGCAUACAUACAUACAUACAUACAUACAUACAUACAUACAUACAUACAUACAUACAUGCAUGCAUACAUACAUACAUACAUACAUACAUACAUACAUACAUACAUACAUACA